GGAUCCCCUCUAGUUAUAGGUGAUACAAAAUAACAACAACAACAAACUUUCGAUCAAACCCCACCAGAGGUCAACAAGUUACAGUGGAUGGAACUCGUUUCCUGCCUCAAUUGGACUCCCUUGACGCCAUCUCAUCCCAAGCGACCCUCUUGAGCCCGCAUGCAUAACUGCAUCGGGCAACCCCUUGGCACCCAAGCACACAGAAAUCCCGAACGCUCGCAGGACUCUGACACCACUAAAUUGUCCAAGUAUAUGAUUCCUUCGAGCACUUGAUUCCGUUAUCAAUCUCAUGUCUCUCCGUCUUGUCUCUUACGGUCCAUUUCGUCUCAGUUCCAAUCUCAUGUCCAAUUCUCUUUGUUCGUCUUCAAGCUGAGGCUCGCGCCACUAUGCAGCUGGACGAAGAAUCCGGCUCACAAUCGCCCUUGCCUGACGUCUUAUCCCAUGGCCUCGUUGCUGUUUCGACCUUUGGACUCUUAUCUUUCUUCUGCUCUACAUCGUUGUUUUUCUAUCUUAGCUGGCGACUUAUAACGUGGAGACGAUGGCGACGGGCUUCCGGGAGCCAAGCACCUACAAACCAGUUCCUUCUCCUCAUUUACAAUCUUCUGUUGGCCGAUAUUCAGCAGGCGUUGGCCUUUUUGUUGAACAUUGGAGCGCUGAAGAAUAAUGCCAUCUUGAUCCGGACCCCGUUGUGUUUUGCACAGGGUUGGUUCGUGUCCAGUGGAGAUCUUGCCAGCAGCGUGUUUAUUUGUUUUAUUGCCGUCCAUACGUUUUUCGGGGUGGUGAAGAAUUAUAGACUCCCCACCUGGGCCUUCUAUACAGCCAUCGGUCUGUGCUGGUUCUUCAUCUAUUUCAUCUCUGCAAUCGGUCCCAUUCUCCAUGGGCCCGACUUCUACGUUCGAGCUGCUGCGUGGGUAAGCAAAUACACUCUUCUUUUGCGAGUUCAAGCGUAUUCUAAUAGUACUUUUAGUGCUGGAUUAACAGAAAAUUCUCUCAUGAACGUCUCUGGUCCCAUUACUUAUGGAUUUUUGUUGCUAUGUUCUCUACGAUCCUUAUAUACACAUUCAUCUAUAUAUGGCUUCGCCGUCAACAACGCGCGGGGAGGAUACAUAAAGUUGCCAUCGAGAACGCAACUCCAUUAAUGAUUCUGUACCCACUCAUUUAUACCGUCUGCACUGCUCCUCUCGCCUCCCUGCGUAUUUAUUCUCUUGCCGGCCACAAAGUCUCUCUGCCAUGGUUUUGCAUGGCUGGCACAAUGAUUGCUUGUAACGGCUGGCUGGAUGUGCUGCUAUAUGGUGGGUAUUCCGUUAUUACUUUCUUCUCUCUAGGAAGCUGCUCGAUCAGGAAAUGCUGACUCUGAGACCUCCCAUAGCCUCGACUAGAUCGGACAUUGUCUUUGCAGAAAUGCCACCAGGAGAAGGAACGGGUUUGGACACAUUCAACUUCAUGGGGAAACAGGUCACAGGGUCCGGGAUGGGAACGAUUACAACGGUCAGUGCUGGAGCAGCUGCUCAUAGUAGAGAUGGAAGCCGAAUAGCUUUGAGGAUGCGAAGUCCUGACCAAAGGGGUGGGGACCAUCUGUAUAGUAUGGGACAGAUUAGUGUGACUGGAGAGAUAACUGUUAGUUCUACGAGUUUGGAGGAAGGGAUUGUUCAGCAUGAAUCGAUGGGAAAGCAGGCAUCGGCUUCUUCGGUUACGAGUCCUACUUUGGAUGGGAGUAUGAAGAGCGCGAGAAGUGAGUUUAUGAGUUUAGCAGGG
Hymenoscyphus albidus is the source of this 1755-nucleotide messenger RNA. Lineage: Eukaryota; Fungi; Ascomycota; Leotiomycetes; Helotiales; Helotiaceae. The record is from the annotation of a GenBank genome assembly.